Messenger RNA from Sitophilus oryzae (rice weevil), 645 nucleotides. RefSeq lists its product as uncharacterized. Bases 1 to 645 code for a protein of 214 amino acids. The record is from RefSeq and is a predicted model, not a curated record. Lineage: Eukaryota; Metazoa; Arthropoda; Insecta; Coleoptera; Curculionidae. The transcript is spliced from 5 exons.
AUGUCUCUAGUUGAUAGACAAUAUCCAAAUAAUUUUAAACCUCUAUCACUAGACAAUCAAGCAAGAGGCUCGGAUAAAGAUAUUGUUGCAGAAACAAAAAUACAUAUCCAGGCUCAGUUUAAAGAACGACCUGGCUUCAUCGUAGAUAAGCCUAAACCAGGAUUUGGCAAUACAAAUGAUGAUAAUGAUGGAAAUGUAAUGAAUGACCAAUCUAGUGAUAGUUCCUCUCCAUUGGGAUGGCCUCUGUGUCUGGGAAGUUCCGGAAUAGUAAUACAUCUUUCCCAUUUGGAUCCAUCUCUGCUACGGAACCGUGAAUGUUAUCUAUGUGUUCGGACACGCAGUUUGCCAGGACUUGAGGUAGCUUUGAUUUGGAAGCUGCAACAUCAACUUUACUGGCGCACCAUAGCGGAGUUCCAGAAUCCGCUCCACUCCAUAGAUGACAUCAUGUGUUCGAGUCUGCGGUCAGUGGCGGACCUAGAGGUCGGUUCGGCCGACGACUGUGACAAUAUCGAACUGCCCGAGCUUCUGCAGAACCUCCUGGUAUCAGUGGAACAUGCCAUUGAAAGGGUGCCUUUAGACGACCUCAUCUUUCCUUGUCCUCAGUGUCUUCAAUAUCUACCUCUAGAAAGACAGGAAGACGAAUAG